CGACCUAUUGCAAGGAAAAUGGCAGCCUCCACACUUUUAUUUUGGUAGUAGUCUGCCUGCAAAUUUCCAGCUGCAGAUCAUCUUAAUAACACUUAACAAGAUAUAAAAUGUCAUCUCUACAGCCAGGUCCGUCAUCAAGUUCUCAAAAUACGACUACUCAGGAGUUUAUCGUAAGACUUCCAAAAGAUAGGAAGAGAAAGUUUUCUGUGAUGAAGUUUGGAUCAGGUGCUGGAGUGGAUUUUACAAGACUUGGAGAUAUGACAGCAAAGAUGGAGAGGGAAAACAAUUUAAAAGAAUACAAGACCGCAAAUGAUCUGGAUACUAUGCCAAAGUUUGGUGCUGGAAGUGAAUACGGCAGAGACCUAAAAGAAGAAGCACGCAGGAAGAAGUAUGGCAUUAUCAUGAAAAAGUACAAUCCAGAAGACCAGCCUUGGCUUUUGAGGCUAGGUGCCGGCAAGCAAGCCAGGAAGUACAAAGGCGUAAGAGAGGGAACAAUAUCAGAAAACACAUCAUACUACAUCUUCGUGCAAAGUCCAGAUGGUGCUUUUGAAGCUAUCCCAGCGCAGGAAUGGUAUAAUUUUGCACCUGUCAGUCGCUACAAAUAUCUGAAUGCUGAUGAGGCUGAGGAGGAGUUCAGCAGAAGGGACAAGACUCUCAACUAUUUCAACAUCAUGUUGAAGAAACGCAUGAAGAAUGAGGAAAAAGAGGUAGAGCCUGACGAGGGGGAGAAACCUGCAAAUAAAAGGGCUUCAAAAUCUAAGAAGAAAAAUAAGGAUUUUCUACUUACAGACAUGGAUGAAUGGGCAGAUCUUUCUGAUAUUGAUGAUGAUGAUGACAUGGAUGAUGAAGAAGAAGAAAAGCCUAAAGAUGAGGGAGAUAAGUCUAAAAAGAAAGGCAAGGCCAAAGGUAAAGGCAAACGGGUGAAGAAUGCAAAACAGAACUCUGAUGAUGAAGCUGUUGAGGAAAGUGAUGAAGGAGAUUUUGAUGACAGAGAAGUUGACUACAUGUCAGACACAAGCAGUAGCAGCAUGUCAGAACCAGAAGAGAAGGAGAAGAAGUAUGAGGAGAAGGGGGUUGCAGAAGAGGCUGGGCUGCGUAACAUUCUCGCUUCUGAUGGUGAGGACGAUGAAGAAGAGGAGGCAAAUGAAGAAGAAGAAAAUGAGGAAGACAAGGAGAAGGAGGAUGACCAAGCUACUAAAGAUAAAAAGAAUGAAAGUGAAAGUAGUAGUUCCAGCUCUGACAGUGAAUCGGACAUUGACAAAGAUGAAAAGAUAACCUCUGCUUUACUUAUGCAGAAAGAGAAGAUGGACAAGAAGAAAGCCCAACAUGAAAAAUCAGAGAAGAAUAUGUGGUCUGUAGACGCAACAGAUUCAAAAGGUGUCAAGAGGAAAGCUGAAGCUGAUGGCCCAAAUCCCAAAAAGGCCAGGAGUUACAGCCCUCUUCCCUCAGUCGGCAGCUCUUCAAGUGAUGGUAUAACAGAAGAGGCUAUUAGGAGGUACCUGCAACGCAAACCAAUGACUACCAAGGACUUGCUGCAGAAGUUUCGCUCCAAGAAGCUUAAUAUGACCAGCGAACAGAUGACCCACACGAUUGUCCAGCUUCUUAAGCGGAUCAACCCGGAGAAGACUCAUGUCAACAAAAAACUUUACCUUUCACUCAAGAAGCCAGAGUAGCAUGCCGUCCAGAAUUGACUUUCUUUGUGCGCAAAUUUUUAGCAUGUACAGAAUGCUGGGAAAGGGGUAUGGGCUAUUCAUAGACUGUGUAAACAUCUUUUUUUUCCUUUUCAUUCUGUUUCCAUUUUUCCCAUAAUUUGUCACAUGAGCACCAAGUUAAACUAGAUGUAAUUGGUGGGGAAAAGUUAUUUUUCUAAGAAACCAGGCUGAUACAUCUACAAGCUCAUUUGAUUUGGGGGGAGAGGUUGUAUUUUUUUUUAAGCUUUUCCUCCACACUGCUUAUCAUGAGCUUCAUCUGUUAACACACACCUUUAAUUGUGGGUGACACCUCUCACAUAAAUGCUGAGCUUAGAUUGGAGUUAGGAAAAGUGAAAUGUCCACAACUUCAUGUCUAGUUCAUGCAGCCUCUUGUGAUAGCUUGAACAUGAUGGUGUUACUUCUCAUUAGAUUUGCUUACAAUUCACGUGCACUUCACAGUGCUGUUAUGUCGGCUACAGUUAUUUAUGCAUCAUGCACCAACCUAGCUGCAUUUUGCAUAUGUGGUUGGGUGGUUGUUUUUUUUUUUUUUUUUUUUGUUGACGUUGUUUUGAUCAAAUCAGGGAUCAGAUCUGUCUGCAAUCCAUUUUAUCUUUUUGUGUUAUGCUUGUCAUACUUCGCUACUCUCGUUUGUUUCUUUCACAAUCUUAAAGGAUUUCUUCUUCCUAUUCCUAUACACCUCCAGUGGAGCAUAGAGCCACAACUACACCAUGCCAUCGGACCCGGUUCUGGGCGUCCCUUUUCAAUUGGGACCCUGUCAUCCCAGCUGUCUCUACCUCUCUGUGGACUGAUCUCCAUGUCUGUCUGGGUCUCCCAACCCUGCGCCGCCCCUGUGGGUUCUAGCUCAGAGCUUGUCUCGUUAAAUUGUCGGCCGGUUUUCGCAUGUUGUGACUGAUCCAGCCUCACUUCCAAUUCUUGAUAUCUUGGCUGGCAGGAUUUUGGUUGGUUCUCUCCCACAGGUCUGUAUUGGAGAUCUUCUUGGGCCAUCUGAGGUUGAUCUGUUGACAAAUGACUGAAUCUUGUUGGUGAUGGUCUUUGUCACACGCUAUAUCUCAGAUCCAUAUAGAAGGACUGACUUAUGUUUGCUUUGAAGAAGGACUUCACUUCUGUAAAAUGAGAUCUGAUCAAAGGUAAAAGUUGAAACACAAGAAUUUGGUAGAAAGAGGGGAGGGAAAAAAGAUAUUAGCCAAAUUUAUGAAGUCUGUGGACAGGUGUUUUUCUGUGUAUAGCUGUCUUGCAUCUUCAGAGUAUAUGUAGGGGAAAUGUCUCAAGUUCGAGAAGGGAAAUGUUAAAAGGCAGGUUCUUUUAAUGGUGUGCAUGGUCUGUUUGUAUAAAUGACUGGAGAUAUUUAAUGGUUUCUAUUCGAGUCAUAAUGAGAAAGAGUUAUUGCUCAGAAUGCCUUAGAAAAGUAUGAAACGUAAGUUUAAUGAUGCCUAGUCUGCUGUCUGAAAUUUGUGUGUGUGUAGCAAGGUGAGGUAUUUCUGCAGGUAUGCAUACAACAUAGGUGGUGGACUUAAGUCCAUCAGAGAAUAAAAACUAUAGAAAUUAGAUCCAUUCUGUGUAUAUGUGAGAGAGACAAAAUGAAUGACAGAAACUAGUCAAUAAACUAUUGAAAUGGUUUUAUAUUUAGCAAUAGAUGUUUUAAGACAUCGUCUUACAUAUUUCUGUCUGGAGAAGGGAGACUACCUGUAGUAAACUUUUUUAAAAAAUAAUGUAGGUUGUCUCCCACGUGACUGAUCCCACAAAUGUUCACUGACAAAAUUUUGGGGACAGUAAUAUAUGUCUAGUAAAUAUUAGCCUGUCUGUUUUUUUUCCCCUAAAGCAAACUUUAAAAGGAACCAUCCUUCUAUGUUUAUUUUUUUAAUUUAUCAUUUUGUCGUUAUGAAGCUUUUCUACAUCUGGUGCAAGAGAAGAAAAACAUGAUUCCGUAAAAUGCUCUGAAGUUAAUAUAUCUUACCACCCUAAAGAGAUGUGUUAAAUACAUGUCUACUUAUAAAUAUGCAUGUUAUAUCCAGAAAUAUAUGUGAAAAGCA
Pomacea canaliculata is the source of this 3742-nucleotide messenger RNA. Its product is annotated as general transcription factor IIF subunit 1-like. Gene Ontology annotation, cellular component: nucleus; transcription factor TFIIF complex. NCBI's taxonomy places the organism in Eukaryota, Metazoa, Mollusca, Gastropoda, Architaenioglossa, Ampullariidae. Gene Ontology annotation, molecular function: DNA binding; RNA polymerase II general transcription initiation factor activity; TFIIF-class transcription factor complex binding. The record is from RefSeq and is a predicted model, not a curated record. The transcript has 13 exons. Gene Ontology annotation, biological process: positive regulation of transcription elongation by RNA polymerase II; transcription initiation at RNA polymerase II promoter. The coding region runs from base 108 to 1673 and encodes 521 amino acids.